AUGUUCUCUGGCGCCCCCGACCUGGCCUCCAGGCCGAAGCCGCCAGCCAACCGGAGACCGAGCUCGCAGCUGCGUCGCAUCUCGUCCACGUCAAACCAGAGCGGAAAGGACGGCACGGACGGCGAUGGAGGUUCCGGCAGCAGACCGACCUCGUCGACCUAUCUCGACCCAUCUGCCGCCCUCGAUCCGAGGCAGGGCAGAGCGGCGCCCCAGCGCCCCGACCGCGGCCAUGGCCACGUUGUGGUCCUCGAUCGCGACCUCGACCUCGACCUGCCCGAUGAUCUGACCGCUGCCUUGGAACGCAACGUCCAUCGCUGGCCAAAGGGUCGCGUCAGAGUGGCCUCGGCCUGUCACCCAUCGGCCGACGCCUCGUACGUCGACGGGGAAGAGGCGCAGAAGCAGGGCCGCAUCGCGUCCUACGGCAGCCUCGGCCGCAACACCACAGCCAGACACACGAUGCUCCAGGGCGGCGAGGCGUCGGAAGGGGCGGCAGCGGGGCCGGUGCGACCCGGCAUCGGCGGCAAGCGGAGGCCCAGCCUGCAGUACAUCUUUUCGACGCCCGAGCGCCAGAGGCGUGCGGCUCGCAACGAAUGCGCCACCCAAAACACGCCGGACCCGGCCUCGCAGCCAGGCGAAGACGGCCAACCGACAACAAUGCGCGGUCCUCGUACCGCCGAACACCGUGACGGCCUGACAAUAGCCGAUGCGAGAGGAGCAGUAGAGGACGUCUUUGCCGAGGACGACGAGGCCGGGGCUGAGGACGACGAAGAUGCAGACGACGAUGACGACAGCGACGCCAAGAGCCUUGCCUCGGAGGCGUCGUCGUUUGACCGCGAGUGGGUGGGCAACCUCGGACGCGACGAGCUCGAGGCCAUGCUGAUGCAGGCCAACCGCAUCAUCAAGGCGCGCGAAAAGGACCUCGUCAUGGCCGCCGCCAUCGGAAAGGCGUUGCUGGAGAAGAAUAUCAGCCUGCGCCAGAAGCACACGGGCAUCGCGUCCCGCCUCGCCUCGAGCACCAGCAUCUUUGACAUGGCCCAGGGGCAUGGGCAGGGGCAGACGCAGGCGCAAGGAGCAAACGGCGGCAGUAUCGGCGACGGCGUCACAAACGACGCAAGGCUACCGUGCUCGCCUCCGACGACCGACGUCGACCUCACCGCGAUGCCAGCUACGGCAGCCAGCGAGGGCGAGACCGCGCCCUCGACGCCAGUCAUGACAAGCGACCACAAGGGCGACAGUGCCGCCGACGGCGAUGACGACGAGAGGACCCCGGUGGCCUCGGGUAAUCCAACGCUCGGCAGGAACGGCACCGCCGACUACUUCGGCCACGCCACGCUCUCGACGCCGUACCGGACCGUGGCCAGCGGUCACAGGCAGCCGCUCGGUGCGAUGACGGCGGCGCCUCAGAGGACGGCCGGGGCCGGCCCGACUGAACCGCGCUCGACCCGGCUCGGACUCGGAGGCGACGACGAGAAUCUCAAGCCCCGAGUGUCGCGCGACGACGAUCCAUGGGUCCCGAGCCAGGCCGGCCUCAUCGUCUCGAGGCCCGCUUCGCCGACCGGAUCGGUCAGCGCAUCGCUGUCGUUCCGCGCCAACGACGCGUUCGACGACCGCGGACGUCGCCGGCCCGCACUGAGCCAGGUCCAGGCCGCCGAGGCGCAGCGCCAGCUUGCGCGGCUGAGCGAGCAGAACGAGGCGCUGCUGCAGCAGCUCUCGGAGCUCCAGGAGGAGGCCGAGCGGGCCAAGCGCGACGGCAGCAAGAAGCUGAGCCGGCUCGACAAGGAGAUCGGCGGCCUCAAGGCCGAACUCGAGGCCGCCACCCGCCGCAACGUCGAGCUCGAGCAGGGCCGGCGGGCGACCAACUCGGGCGACGACGACGGCGCCGACGAUGUCAAGGUGACGCACAGGAGGGGCUGGACGAGGGGCAAGGGCGUCGGCCCCAUUUCGCCGCUGCUUCAGGGCACGCUCAACAUCGGGCUGCAGGCGUCGCUAACGCCCGUCCGCAGUAACCUGCUCACUCCCGAAGAGAUGGGCCUCGCUAAGCCGGCGGGCGCCGCUGCUGCGGCGUCGAGGCGGCGCUACUCUGCAUCCGAGUCCAGCGUCGACGGCACCAGCGCGUUUAGCGACGACGCGGCCGGCGGCAUCCCGAUCUCGGCGUCGGACCUCGAGGAGAUGCUCGGCUACCGGCCAGGCAACUCCGAGGGCGAGCAGGCGCUGGUGGCGCGGCUGCUGGCCAAGAUCCAGGAGCUGCGCGAGACGAACCGCGCCAUGGCCCAGGCCGGAUCCGAGAUGGACGGCCGGCUGGGACGCGCCAUGGAGGAAGGCGAGAGGCUCAAGGAUGCCUACGAGGCGGUCGAGAUCUCGAGCGUCGCCGCGGAUCUGUGGCCCGGUGGCGCGGACGACGCCGAGGCCGACGAGGCAUCCAAGACGCCCGGCGAGGCCCCAAGCAACGCAGUCGGUACGCAGGGCCUCAUGACGCCGUCGGGCUCUCGUGGCGACCUCGACCUGCUCGCGCUCUCCCCCGGCUCGGCCACGGACCUGAACUCGUCGCCCAGCCGUCGUCGCAGGGCCCCGGGCAAUCGAUACGCCAUCGAGACGCGCAAGACGAUCCGGGCCGCACUGCGCCGGGAGCGGCAGCAGGCCAAGCUGUCCGAAGGCGGGCGGGUCGCUGCCUUUGACCCUGCGGCGGGCGGUCUAUCGCGGUCGACGACGGCCGACUCGCUGGCAAGCUACUCGCUCGAUCUCAGCCAGAGCAGCAGCGCGGCAUCGUCGCCGAACUCUCGUAGGAUCAUCAAAAAGGUGUCCGGCACGUCGAUCGGCGUUGGCGCCGCCGCACGGCCCCGCAUCCGCAUCACGCCGUCGAUCGAGGACCUUGGCGCCCGGAGGAAGCCGAUCGAGGUCACCAUUGCCGGCGACGGCGGGGACGACAAAGGUCGGCAGGCGAGCAGCAAGGACUGGGAGGAUCUGCCAUCGCCCACACAGGAGCGACCGGGCCUUGGUGGCCACGACGGCUGUCUCAAGCCAUCCGAUGCGCUCCACUGCGCGCCGCCCUCGGAUCGCCUGCUGACUGAGCAGUGGAUGCCGCGGCCAAGCGGCGCAGACAACCGCAGUCGCUCCGGUCGGCCUUCGCAGUCGGCCAGGGACAUCUCCGACUCCUGCGACAGCCGCGCCGCCAGUCCGAGCCCGGCCGACCGGGUUCUGCGCACCGGCGCAGGCCACAGCGACGAACUGCCGGUGACGCCGGAGCGACCGGCUCGGCUGACGCACAGCAGCUACAGCUUCUCGUCGCUUGCGUCGAUGAGCCGUUCCUCGAGCAUCAACAACGUCAACGACCUCGACUGGGCGCAACGGCGCACGCUCGGCAGCGAGCUCGGCAGCAUCUUUGGCGGCGACGAUCGCAAGAACGACUUCAACGGCGAAGGCGACGACUCGGCGCCGACGAUGCGGGCGGGCGGUGAAAUAGACGCCGUCGAAGGUCCUCUGAGGCUGUCGGACCUCGACGACGGCGGCAGCGGCCAGACGCUCAUGCAGGCGGUCUCGCCCGCCCAGCUGAUCCGGUACAAGAGGAGCGACCGGCCAACGGCGAGCUUUGGCCGGCUGGUGCCCGAGGACGACGCCGACGAGGACCAGGAGGACAUCGAGUGCGUGCUGCAGCACAUGGACGCGGUGCUGCGCGUCGAGCCGCCGUCGCCGCAAGACGAGCGCGACUCGUCGCUCAUUGCCGUAUUCGCCGAGUCCAACGAUGGCGAGUGGCGCGCCGGCGACGACAUCGUCGAGAGGGCGGGUCUUAAGGAUCUCGAGCAGCCGCGCGGUGACCAGUACGACCUCAUCUGCGCCGCCGUCGGAGACCAGCCGGUCCAGUGGGCCGACGACGAUGACUACGGCCGGCCGAUCACCGAGACCGAGGCCCGGAGGAUCGGCCUGCUGCAGCUGCCCUCGGCUGGCGUCGGCGGCCGCGGGCAAAAGACGCUGCCGAGGAAGUCGAGGAGUAGCGUGCUGCUCGGGUACGCCUGGGCCGCCGGACGCAAGCUGACGGCGGGCGCCGGAGGGACCAGUCGGGACGGCAAGGGGCCGCAGGUGCAGCGCACUUCGAAGCUGGGCACGGCGCGCCAGCUCGAGUCCGAGGAGCAGGUGCUGGAACGCCGCAAGCUCGAGGAGCUGCUGCGCCGGCGUCGCAUCGAGGUGCUGCGCAGCCGCGGCUACGACGCCGACGACGGCAAUGACUCGGACGGCCGUGCGCUCGAGGCCGAGGUCAAUGCACGCGUGCUGGCCAUCUCGCCGGCGCGUCACCGCCUUCGGGCAGAAAAGGCGCGCGCGUCGAGGGCUCCAUACCUGGGCACUGGCCGCAAGCUCGACUUUGGACAGCUCGACGAAGGUGACGACAGCAGGGCAGGGACGGCCGCCGUGCGCAGGAGCAAGGCUAGGGCGAAGAGCAAGGGCAAGGGCAAGGCGCGGCUCAUCGACCCCGGCCUCGACGACGACGACGGCAACGACGUCGACGAUGGCAACUUCAACCGACAAGACGGGCUUGCCGUUGCCCGCAUGCGGAAGCUCGGCGGUCUCGGCACAGACGGCCGCGUCGAACGGCUCGACGAGACGACGCGCGACUGGGUGCGCGCCACGUCGUUGGCCGCCGGGUCUAGGUCUCGCCGCGGUACCCUCGGGUCGGACGACGACGCCGGCGAGGGCGUGGGCAGGCGACGCGGACAGCGUCCUGACGACGACGACGAGGCUGGGUCUUCGACGUCGUCGGAGUUUGAGCUGCUCGAGGCGCCCGUCGAGGGGCGGCGGGGCGCGCGGCGGGUCAAGCGGCAGGGCGACGAAGGGACCGACUACUUUCCCAUUUCGCUGCGGGCGCGGUACCAGCCCGAGAUGGUCAAGCAGCGCGUCAAGAUUGCGUCCAACGAGGCCUACUUCUGGAUCAGCACCUGGAUCACGUUUACCACGGUCAUUGUGUUCGCCUUCGUGGUGGCGGUGCGGCGCGGGCCGGGACCGGUGCUGGGCACGAGCGGCAGCACGGGUACGCGGGCCUCGAGGCGGGCCGCCUAG
This is a messenger RNA of Pseudozyma flocculosa PF-1, 5046 nucleotides long. RefSeq lists its product as uncharacterized. The coding region runs from base 1 to 5046 and encodes 1681 amino acids. The record is from RefSeq and is a predicted model, not a curated record. NCBI's taxonomy places the organism in Eukaryota, Fungi, Basidiomycota, Ustilaginomycetes, Ustilaginales, Ustilaginaceae. The transcript has a single exon.